Molecule: messenger RNA, 1275 nt
Organism: Aricia agestis (brown argus)
Lineage: Eukaryota; Metazoa; Arthropoda; Insecta; Lepidoptera; Lycaenidae
Gene: La
Product: la protein homolog
Exons: 7
Coding region: 90-1217 (375 amino acids)
Biological process (GO): RNA processing; positive regulation of translation
Cellular component (GO): cytosol; cytoplasmic stress granule; nucleus
Molecular function (GO): RNA binding
Source: RefSeq, a predicted model, not a curated record
UAAACAUGUUCUAGUAAAAAAAUCGAUAAAAAUAUAGAAAAAGUAAAGAAUAACUUGAGAGGUCUCUAUUAUUGAUCGAACAUCCCAAAAUGACGGAAGAAAAAGAAAUCACAUCUGAAAGCAACGGACAAGAAAACAAAGAAAGUAAUGUUGAUGAAGAAACAGAUCUAGACAGCGCAAUUAUACGCCAAGUGGAAUAUUACUUCGGAGACGUGAACUUGCCAAGAGACAAAUUCCUCCGGGAGCAAGUAAAGCUCGAUGAUGGCUGGGUCCCGCUGGAGAUUUUAAUCAAGUUUAACCGUCUCGCCAAGCUCACCACCGACACUGAAGUGAUUGCAGCCUCUUUACUGAAAUCCACAUCUGGACUUCUUGAAGUUUCAGAUGACAAUAAAAAGAUUCGUAGGAGCCCUGAAAUGCCGUUGCCAGAGAUGAAUGAGGAGAGACGCAAGGAGCUUCUCGCUCGGACUAUCUACGCCAAAGGGUUCCCCAAGGAUAUCUCAUUGGAUGAGCUGAUGAAAUUCUUUAAGCAAUACGAUGAAGUGGAGAAUAUCGUUAUGAGGAAAUACCAGGACAGGCAAACAAAGAAGCGAAUAUUUAAAGGAUCUGUAUUUGCAACAUUCAAAACUAAGGAACAGGCCACAAAAUUCAUGGAGGCAAAAGAUGUGAAAUAUAAUGACACAGAUCUCAUCAUCCUCUGGCAAGAGAACUACCUCCAACAGAAGCAAGAAGAAUAUGCUACCAGGAAGGAAAAAAAGGAAAAGAAAAAUAAAGAUAAAGAUGCAAAUGAGGAGAAAGAUGACUUCAAACUCCCCACAGGCACAGUUCUACAUUUCACCCAGUCUAAUGAAAAGAUGAAGAGAGAAGACUUGAAGGAAUCCUUAGAUACUUUAGGGGAAGAGAUAGCGUUUAUAGACUUCAAGGUUGGCGAUCCAGAAGGUUGGAUAAGAUUUGCAAAGGAGAACAGUGCAAAGCAAGUGGCAGAGAAAAUUCCCGAAGGCAAAUUACGGAUCUGUGACACAGAUGUUGUGUUCAAACUUCUAGAAGGCGAAGAAGAAAAGAAUUAUCUGGAAAAGACUGUCGAGGAAAUGGCUAAAAGGCGCAAGAAUCAGAAGAAUUUCAAACAGAACAGAGGAAAGAACUUCAAAGGGCGACAGGGGCGGAAAAGGAAGCAAGACGAUAAUGGGGACGCGACGCCUGCGAAGGUCAAAGCUAGUUAGUACAUAGUAUAUGAAUUAUAUUCUAAGUAUCAUCCAGAAGUAUUAAAUACUUUAAAUG